Messenger RNA from Tribolium madens (black flour beetle), 1137 nucleotides. RefSeq lists its product as uncharacterized. The coding region runs from base 46 to 597 and encodes 183 amino acids. The record is from RefSeq and is a predicted model, not a curated record. Lineage: Eukaryota; Metazoa; Arthropoda; Insecta; Coleoptera; Tenebrionidae. The transcript is spliced from 3 exons.
AUAUUUAUAAGAAAACACAAAUGCGAACAAGUCAUUCCGUUCAAAAUGUCCUGGAAAAACGUUUUAAUUUUUCUCACAAUUUUAACAAUUUCGUAUUGUGACAGUGCUAAUAAUUACAGUGUAAAUGUAUACAAGAAAAAACCCCACAAAAGCCAUUUUUACUACCACUUACUUUACGGUGGCAUUUUCUACUACUUGGUUUUUAUCGCAUUAAAAGUGAAAAUAGCCCUCGUUGUUGGUACCAUUGUGACUGUAAUAAUGGUAAUUGGUAAAUUUUUCGCACUCAUUAAAUACGCCGAAUUUUCAAGUAGUCGAACGAGUGCCCCAAAGCCGGAAAAAAUUUAUAUUCAACCCGGGUUUAAUCACGGUCACUUUUCCGAUAUAUCAGUGGAUAAAUUACCUCCAAAUGCACAAAUUGCUGGAAGACCAUACUCACCACCCCAGGAACAAUUUUCUGCUGAAAUUGCAGCGCCCCCUUCCUACCCUUCGCCGUAUUCUGGACAUUUUUCAGAUAUAACAGUGGAUAAAUUACCGCCGAAUGCGGUGGUAGCUUCAGGGGGGCCUUAUUACGACUCACCUCCCCCACAACAAUAUUAACUCGACUUAAAACCGAAUAAAUUAACGACUAUAUAUUUUCAUGUCCCUGACGAGUGUUACGCCUUUGACUUUCCGCACUUGUGCCAAUUUCAUUAAUAAAAAAAUAACUAACCAAACAAAACGAUGAAAAUGAGUCUAAAUAAAACGAACAAUAAAAAUUUUGUUAUGUACCACACGCUGAAGAAGAGAUACGAAUUUUUUAAUUUGUGAUACGACUGAUACGCCACUGAUUUUUCGGUAUUACGCACUUUCAAAACUAUUUGGCAAAUGAAUUUUGAUAAUUUUAUCUAAGAAAAACGUAAAUAAACACCAAAAAACAAUUCAGGUGAGUCACAGAUUAUAUAAUAAUAGUGUUUUCUUGCGAAAAUUAAAUAAAAUUGUUUUUUUUUGAGAAACGAAAAUACACCCCCUAACCUCACUUUUUCUGAAUUUUUAAAAAACACGAAAGAAAUUAUGUUUUUCUACAAAAAACGUAAAAAAAACGGUAAAACACAGUCACAAUUGAGUCACAAAUAGUCUAGUAAUAGCGUUAUUAUUGCA